UCACAGAGCACCACGAUGGAGAAGUUCUGGCUGGGUCUCUUGUGUCUCUCAGGCUGGAACAUCUCCUCAUGCCUUCCCUCUCAGUACCACUAUGUAGCUGAGCCUAUGACUUGGACUGAAGCUCAGACCUACUGCAGAGAGACGUACACAGACCUUGCCACUGUUGAAAACAUUGAAGAAAUGGAUCAACUUCUCUCCACAGUUCCAUCUCUGCUUGAUAAACAUUUUGUCUGGAUCGGCCUGUACAGUAAAAUCGAGUGGAAAUGGUCAGACGGCUACACAGAGAGUGGGGCUGAUUAUAGGAACUGGCACCCUGGAAAAGAACCUGACUUUCACGGAGGUCAAUUCUGUGCUCAAACUGGAGAUAGUGGAACAUUUUGGGAUGACUUCUGCUCUUACAGAUAUCAUUUUAUCUGUUACACAGGGACACAACAGGAUCCUGAGUUUGUCUUUGUCAAUGAAAUCAUGUCUUGGUCCGAUGCUCAGAAGCACUGCAGGGAGAACUUCAUAGACCUGGCCACUGUGAGGAACUUCAAUGACACCGAGAAGAUCCUGAGCUGGGUGCAAAAAGGAGACUGGGUAUGGAUUGGUUUAUACAGAGAUCCUGACAUUAACUGGUCUAAUGGGAGUCCCUCCACAUACACAUACUGGAAAGGCAGUUCAACUCCAUUAGGCUCCAUGAGCGUGGUUUGUGGAGCUGCGGAGAUGCCGACAUCAGGAAAAUGGAUUUUGUCUGACUGCGAAACUAAACUCCCGUUCGUUUGCUACAGCUCUCCAUCAACACAGCAGGUGAUAAAGCUCAGGAUGAAGCCAGAGGACUCCACUGUGGAUCUGAAUGACCCUGCUGUGAAAGCAGACAUACUGAAAAAGCUCCAGAACAGGCUGAAGGAGAAAGGACUGAGUGGAGUCACCCUGAAGUGGAAAGAGCAGCCUGAUGGGAAAGUUUUCUACAAGGAAGAAAAAUGUUCUCAGAAGAAAAACCAUGAAAACUUUAAGCUCUGCACAUGA
Labrus mixtus (cuckoo wrasse) is the source of this 1008-nucleotide messenger RNA. Its product is annotated as lymphocyte antigen 75-like. The transcript is spliced from 5 exons. Lineage: Eukaryota; Metazoa; Chordata; Actinopteri; Labriformes; Labridae. Bases 16 to 1008 code for a protein of 330 amino acids. The record is from RefSeq and is a predicted model, not a curated record.